This is a messenger RNA of Corticium candelabrum, 1078 nucleotides long. RefSeq names its product lens epithelium-derived growth factor-like. The transcript has 7 exons. The record is from RefSeq and is a predicted model, not a curated record. The coding region runs from base 1 to 486 and encodes 161 amino acids. NCBI's taxonomy places the organism in Eukaryota, Metazoa, Porifera, Homoscleromorpha, Homosclerophorida, Plakinidae.
AUGGCACGUGCAGAAUACAGCGUAUACGGGACGUUUAUCCGGUUUGGGCAAAGAUGCGAGGCUACCGGCAUUGGCCAGCUAGAGUGCAACGAUAUAGAAGAACGGGAAAAUGUAAAGUGUUUUUCUACGGAACACAUCAAAUGUGAGAGCGGGUUCUUGUCACACAAGAAUUUGUUUUCAUUUGAAGAUCAUAAGACUAAAUACAACAAGCCAUCGAAGAGGAAGAGUUUUCUGGAAGCAUUAAAUGAGAUUGAAAAUAACCCAGAUAUUAAGGAUCUAAAUGAGCUGUCUGACGAGGAUGGAAGCAGUGGCAAUGAGGACUACCAACAGGAGGAACAGAUGCACGCGUUGUCCUGGACAAUGAGAAGAAGGAAGAGGCGGCCACCCCCGUCAAAAAGAGUUCCCUUUUCCAAACUUGACAAACAGAUGAUGAAGAUACAUCAAAUAAAUUUGGUACAUGCAGUUGGCAAAUUUCACAUAGAAUAAACCAGAGGCAUACGCCGUAAGAAUUCUCCGUCUUCAGAGAAGACAUGGAUUACAAAGAAGAUGCACCUGCAUCGAAUGCAGGUUUGUCUGCCAGGGGCAGCAGUCCUGGGCCCGGCAUGUAAAGAAAUUACACAAGGGCCGUCACCCUAUCCCCUAUGAAUUUAUAAAAUUCGUCAGAAAAGGCUGGAUAAAUCUUCCACCUUGGAUAGUACUGUGAUUACUGAACCUCAUUGGCCUUCCCAAAUCAGAAGCUCUGUCUAAAACUGCAUAUAAAUAGAAAAAUAAGUAAAUAAAAUUCAGGAUUUAUAUUAAUUUGUACAGUGGGGAUGCAUCAAAUUAAACGUCUACAUGGCAUUCCACCUUCAUUUUCUGAUUGUUCUGAGUGUCUUUCUUCUUCUUCUUCUUCCAUCUCGACCAAAUCAGAAGCUCUGAAGCAGUCUAGAAAAAAUAACAAUUUGUACAUUUGCAUACAUUAAUUAAUUAAGUUAAAAUUAAGUUAAAUGUAGGAAUGUUGGGACAAUGCCAUUAACAAUGUACUAUAAGGCUUCUCCUUGCUUCAAUUGUAGCAACCGCAAGCAACGAUAGAAUUGUU